Molecule: messenger RNA, 5138 nt
Organism: Enhydra lutris kenyoni (northern sea otter)
Lineage: Eukaryota; Metazoa; Chordata; Mammalia; Carnivora; Mustelidae
Product: sodium voltage-gated channel alpha subunit 7
Exons: 25
Coding region: 96-5138 (1680 amino acids)
Biological process (GO): sodium ion transmembrane transport; membrane depolarization during action potential; neuronal action potential
Cellular component (GO): voltage-gated sodium channel complex; axon; plasma membrane
Molecular function (GO): voltage-gated sodium channel activity
Source: RefSeq, a predicted model, not a curated record
AGAGAGCUACUGCAAAAGCAGCAUUGGUCUGCGGAUGUUUACUCUGCACUGUGCCUGUGGUCAGUUUUCUCAUCCCACCAGGUACAAAAUUGGAAAUGGCUUCCCCAGAACAAAAGGGCCUUGUCCCCUUCACCAGAGAAUCUCUUGAACUUAUGAAACAGCAUAUUGCUAAAAAGCACAGUGAGGAACAAAGAGAUUUAAAGCCAAACACUGACUUGGAAGUUGGAAAAGAGCUUCCAUUUGUUUAUGGGAAUCUCUCUCGAGGAAUGGUGUUGGAGCCCUUGGAAGAUGUGGAUCCAUACUAUAAGAAUAAAAAUACUUUCAUGGUAUUAAAUAAAAGUAGAACAAUCUUCAGAUUCAGUGCCACGUGGUGUACACUUUCUCCUUUCAAUUCAGCUAGAAGAACAACGAUUAAGAUUUUGGUGCAUCCCUUUUUCCAACUAUUCAUUUUAAUUAGCGUCCUGAUUGACUGCAUAUUUAUGUCCAUGACUGAGAUGCCAAAAUGGGGCUCAGCAAUACAGAAUAUUUUGCUUGGAAUUUACACAUUUGAAAUACUUGUAAAACUCAUUGCAAGAGGCAUCUGGGCAGAACCUUUUUAUUUCUUUGGUGAUCCAUGGAACUGGCUCGAUUUCAGUGUAACUUUGUUUGAGCACAUAACAAGAUACUUAAUUCUCGGCUCAAAUACUAUAAUAUUUAGUAUUUCAAGAAAUUUGAGAAUUUUGAAAAUUAUUUCCCUAAACCAAGGUCUGAAGUCUUUCACAGGGAUCCUCAUCCACUGCUUGAAGAAACUUACUGGGGUCAUUUCCCUAACUCUGUUUUUUCUGACUGUAUUUUCUUUAAUUGGGAUGGGGCUCUUCAUGGGCAACCUGAAGCAUAAGUGUUUGCGAUGGCCCCAAGAAAACGAAACUGCAACCCUGCACAACAGAACUGAAAAUCCAUAUUAUAUGCGAGAAACAGAAAACUUUUAUUAUUUGGAAGGAGAAAGAUAUGCUCUCCUUUGUGGCAACAGAACAGAUGCCGGUCAGUGUCCUGAAGGAUAUGUGUGUGUGAAAGCUGGCACAAAUCCUGAUUAUGGCUUCACAAAUUUUGACACUUUUGGCUGGGCCUUACUUGCCCUGUUUCGGUUAAUGACUCAGGAUUACCCUGAAGCACUUUAUCAUCAGAUCCUUUAUGCUUCUGGGAAGGUCUACAUGAUAUUUUUUGUUGUGGUAAGCUUUUGGUUUGCUUUUUACAUAGCAAGUUUGUUCUUGGGCAUACUUGCUAUGUCCUAUGAAGAAGAAAAGCAGAAAGCUGCUGAAAAAGCUAAGAAGAUUGAGCCAAAAUUUCAGCAGACUUCAAAAGAACUUCAAGAAGGAGACAAAGCAGUUGAGACCAAGACCACACAAAUAGAAAUGAAGAAGAGAUCACCAACUUCUAUGAUCACUUCUUUGAAUAUGUUGGAUGAUGCUACUGCUGCUAUCAGACAUGAGGAAGAAUCUGAAAAAUCCAGGAAGAGAUGCCCAUUGUGUUGGCAUAGAUUUGCUAAAAUUUUCUUGAUCUGGAAUUGUUCUCCCUGUUGGUUAAAAUUGAAAGAGUUUAUCCAUAUGAUUAUAAUGGACCCAUUUACUGAUCUUGUCCUUACCAUAUGCAUAAUUCUAAACAUAUGUUUUUUGGCCUUGGAAUGUUAUCCGAUGAGUGAAGAAACCAACAAUGUUCUUAGCAUUGGAAACCUGAUUUUUAUUGGAAUUUUCACAGCAGAAAUGAUUUUGAAAAUCAUUGCAAUGCAUCCAUAUGGGUAUUUUCAAGUAGGUUGGAACAUUUUUGAUAGCCUGAUUGUGUUCCAUGGUUUAGCAGAACUUUAUCUAGCAAAUAUUCAUGGAGUGGCUCUUUUUCAAACAUUCAAGGUGUUGAGAAUUUUCAAGUUGGCAAAAUACUGGCCAACGUUUAAGAUUCUGAUGCAGAUUCUUAAUAUCUCCUUGGUGGCCUUGAAAGACUUGGUCCUGCUGUUGUUCACAUUCACAUUCUUUUCUGCUGUGGUUGGCCUGAAGCUGUUUGGUAUGAGUUAUGAAGCAUGUGUCUGCAACAUAGACAAAGACUGUCGUCUCCCACGUUGGCACAUGCAUGACUUCUUCCACUCCUACCUGAAUGUGUUCCGGAUUCUUUGUGGAGAGUGGAUAGAGACUUUAUGGGAUUGCUUUAAGAUAGCUGGCCAAUUCAGUUGUAUUUCUUUUUACAUGAUGGUCAUUUUAAUUGGAAACUUAUUGAUAAUUUACCUGUUUCUGGCAUUGGUGAGCUCAUUUAGUUCCUACAACCCUGCAACUACUGAAGAGAACAACGAAGCAAAAAAUCUCCAGCGUGCAGUGGCGAAGAUUCAGAAAAGAAUAAACUAUGUGAUUUCUAAAAUAUUAUGCAAAAACCAAAAUGUUUCAAAGGAGACAAUGGACCAUGUAAAUGCUGUAUAUGUUAAAGAGAAUAUUUCUGACCAUACCCUUUCUGAAUUAAGCAACACUCAAGAGUUCCUCAAGGAUAAGGAAAAAAGCAGUAGCACAGAGAAAAACACAAUGACUGAAAACGAGAGUCAAUCACUUAUCCCCAGUCCUAGUGCCUCAGAAACUGUACCAAUUGCUUCAGGAGAAUCUGAUAUAGAAAAUCUGGAUAAUAAGGAGGUUCAAAGCAAGUCAGGUGAUGGGAACAGCAAAGAGAAGGUAAAGCAAUCUAGCUCAUCGGAAUGCAGUACAGUUGACAUUGCCAUCUCUGAAGAAGAAGAAAUGGUUUAUGAAUGCGAGAAGCCAAAACAUCUGAAAAACGGUUAUAGAAGAAGAUCUUCACCUGGCCAACUUAGUAGAGCAUCCAAGAAAGGAAGAAUUUGGCAGAACAUAAGGAAAACCUGCUGCAAGAUAGUGGAAAACAGUUGUUUUAAGUGUUUCAUUGGCCUUGUCACACUGCUCAGCACAGGUGCUCUGGCUUUUGAGGAUAUCUAUAUUGACCAGAGAAAAACUAUUAAAAUCUUAUUAGAAUAUGCUGACAUGAUCUUCACUUACAUCUUCAUUCUGGAAAUGCUUCUAAAGUGGAUGGCAUAUGGUUUUAAAGCCUAUUUCACUAAUGGCUGGUACAAGCUAGACUUCAUGGUUGUUCUGGUGUUUUGUCUGAGCUUAAUAGGCAAAUCUCGGGAGGAAUUCAAACCACUUACUUCCAUUAAAUUCCUUCGGGCACUCAGAGUUCUAUCUCAGUUUGAAAGAAUGAAGGUGGUUGUGAGAGCUUUGAUAACAACAACUUUACCUGCUUUGAAUGUGUUUCUGGUCUGCCUUUUGAUCUGGCUGGCUUUUAGCAUCAUGGGAGUACACUUAUUUGCUGGCAAGUUCUAUGAAUGCAUUGACCCAACAAGUGGAGAAAGGUUUCCUAUAUCUGAAGUCAUGAAUAAGAGUCAGUGUGAAAGCCUUGUGUUUAAUGAGUCCGUGCCAUGGGAGAAUGCAAAACUGAACUUUGAUAAUGUUGGAAAUGGUUUCCUUUCACUGCUUCAAGUGGCAACGUUUAAUGGAUGGAUCACUAUUAUGAAUUCAGCAGUUGAUUCUAUUGGUGUAAAUAGGCAACCUAAUUUUGAAGAGAACAUCUACAUGUAUUGUUACUUUAUCAACUUCAUUAUUAUUGGAUUAUUUCUUCCUUUGAGUAUGCUGAUUGGUGUUAUUAUUGCUAAUUUCAACACGCAUAAAAUAAAGCAGGGAGGCUCAAAUAUCUUUAUAACAGUCAAACAGAAGAAACAAUCCCGUGCACUGAGAAGGCUGUUGUGUGAGGAGUCUCAAAAAACAAUCCGGCGCCCAGGAAAUAAAUUCCAAGGAUUCGUCUUUGACUUGGUAACAAGUGAAGUUUUUAAUGCCAUCAUUAUGGCUCUUAUCUGUUUUCAAGCAAUAACUAUUAUGAUACAAAGUGAUGAACAGAGUCAAAAUAUGGACAUUGCUCUCUCCUGGAUUAACUUAGUUCUUAUUAUACUAUACACUGGAGAAUGUGUACUGAAGCUCAUUGCUUUCGACUGUAACUAUUUCACCAUCGGAUGGAACAUUUUUGAUUUUAUGGUGGUCAUUUUCUCUGUUAUAGAACUAGUUCUGCCUAUAAUGGUAGGAUACUACCUUGUGUCUCCUUCCAUUAUGGAACUGAUACGACUCUCACGGAUUAUCCACAUCCUGCGUCCUGGGAAAGGACCAAAGGUAUUCCAUGAUCUGCUGCUCCCUUUGAUGCUGUCUCUACCAGCAUUGUUGAACAUCAGUCUUCUCAUCUUCCUGGUCAUGUUUGUCUAUGCCAUCUUUGGAAUGUACAAUUUUGCUUAUGUUAAAAAAGAAGCUGGAAUUAAUGAUGUGUCCAACUUUGAGACUUUUGGCAGCAGUAUGCUCUGUCUUUUCCAAGUUACAAUAUUUGCUGGCUGGGAUGAGAUGCUCAAUGCAAUUUUCAACAGUAAAUGGUCUGACUGUGAUCCUGAUAAAAUUAACCCUGGGACUCAGGUUAGGGGAGAUUGUGGCAACCCCUAUGUUGGGAUUAUUUAUUUUGUCAGUUACAUCCUCAUAUCAUGGCUGAUCAUAGUAAACAUGUACAUUGUUGUUGUCAUUGAAUUUUUAAAUAUUGCUUCUAAAAAAAAAGCCAAGACAUUAAGUGAAGAUGAUUUUAGGAAAUUCUUUCAGGUAUGGAAGCGGUUUGAUCCUGAUAGGACCCAAUAUAUAGACUCUAGCAGGCUUUCAGACUUUGCAGCUGCCCUUGACCCUCCUCUUUUUAUGGCAAAACCAAACAAGGGACAGCUCGUUGCCAUGGAUCUUCCCAUGGCUGCUGGGGACAGAAUUCAUUGCCUUGACAUCUUACUUGCUUUAACAAAGCGAGUUAUGGGUAAAGAUGUGAGGAUGGAGAAAAUGAUUUCAGAGAUGGAAUCAGGGUUUGUGUUAGCCAACCCUUUUAAGAUCACAUAUGAGCCAAUUACUACUACUUUGAAACGAAAACAAGAGGCAGUCUCAGCAACCAUAAUUCAACGUGCUUAUAAAAGUUACCGCUUGAGGCAAAAUGACAAAAAUACAUCAGAUAUUCAUAUGAUAGAUGAUGACAAGGAAGUUCAAGCUACCACAGAAAGAGCCUAUUUUGACAAAGCUGAGGAAAAGUCAACUAUUCAAAGCCAAAUCUAA